Argentina anserina (silverweed cinquefoil) is the source of this 1628-nucleotide messenger RNA. RefSeq lists its product as uncharacterized. Gene Ontology annotation, molecular function: N-acetylglucosaminylphosphatidylinositol deacetylase activity. Gene Ontology annotation, cellular component: endoplasmic reticulum. The record is from RefSeq and is a predicted model, not a curated record. The transcript is spliced from 11 exons. Bases 95 to 880 code for a protein of 261 amino acids. Lineage: Eukaryota; Viridiplantae; Streptophyta; Magnoliopsida; Rosales; Rosaceae. Gene Ontology annotation, biological process: GPI anchor biosynthetic process.
GAAAACAGAAAGCUACCGAGUGACUCGGUAUAUGGGUAUUUACACAAGAGGAGGAGAAGCUCUGGUCUUAGGAGGCAUCCCAGGUGCAUUGUAGAUGGCGUGGUUGUUGAUUUUCUCGUCUGUGAUUGUAAUAUGGAUAGCUUCACUGUUCAAAUUACUCCAUGGUUCUUACUCACCUUCCAAGAGUGCUUUCUUAAAUGAAUCUAAUGAUGGUGGCGGUGGCAAGAAGAGAAAUGUGUUGCUGGUCGUUGCCCACCCAGAUGAUGAGUCCAUGUUCUUUACUCCAACAAUAAACUACCUUACUUCAAGACGGCAUACUAUUCACAUUUUAUGCUUGUCAGUUGGUGAUGCAGAUGGUAAAGGUAAUACUAGAAAAGAAGAGCUCUACCAGGCUUCUGCAACCCUCAAGGUUCCACAGCAACAAGUCAAGAUUCUGGACCAUCCAGAUCUACAGGAUGGUUUUGGCAACGUCUGGAACCACAAUUUAGUGGCAAAAAUUGUUGAAGAGGAAGUCAUAACUCAUGGAAUUGACACGAUACUUACUUUUGACAAUUAUGGAGUUUCGGGGCACUGUAACCACCGUGACGUGCAUUAUGGUGUAAGGAACCUUUUAAUUGCAUCGUCACAGAGGAAUUUUGAAGCCUGGGAACUUGUCAGUACUAAUAUAUUACGCAAGUAUAGCGGACCAAUCGAUAUAUGGUUGUCGAACUUAUAUUCCAUGCAAUGCUCAAAUGAAAUGUUGCAUUGCUUGGUAAAUGAGCAACCCCGAAAGAGCUUCCUGGCGAUGGCACAACACGCAAGCCAAUGGGUUUGGUUUCACAAGCUUUUUGUGGCAUUUUCCAGUUGCACAUAUGUGAACACGCUUAGAAAGAUGAAGUAGCUAGUGUGAUGUUGUACUUGUGUGUUGGUAAGUCUCGUCUCAUGGGUAUACGGCAGCUAGAGACAUGGUUAUCUUCUUCUAUAUGCUGGUUCUUUCUCUUUUUGAAAUAUGAUUAUUUGGAAAAUUGAUUAGAGACAUUACAAUGAAAGUGUCUGAUUCAGAAAAAAGAUAGAAUGAAGUGUUCUAUAUUCUUUUGCCCUUUUACUGUCCAUGAAAUAGAGACACAGCUAUUCAAAAAAAAAAAAAAAAAGAAGAAGAGACGCAGAGAAGCUUCUCUCUUAUUUUGAUUUGUGUAAUUGUUAAGCCUCUCUUCUAGUGCUUUAAAACUUUCAUCAUGGGAAUAAAUUGGUUGAUUUGUGCAAUUAUUUCGAAAGAUUAAAAAAAGUACAUAUAAGAAGAAUCGAGUUCCCUUGGUGAGUCAGAGGCUCAUUUUAAUUGAUGUUGUUGCAUGUACUUGUUCUUACUAAUUAGAUUGUGAUUCUCCUUUUGUCAUGUUGGGCACUGUACUGGUGGAAUCCCGAAAGACAAUCAAUUAGCUGAAUUUAUUUGGAAUAAGUACAUCUACUGGUGGUAUCUUAAUUUGCACCGUUGUGAUUCAGGUAAGGGCUUUAUUUUGGAACUUCAAAUGUUUCUCCCAAUUGCCCACUGCUGUAAAAGGGCCUUCCUCUUUUCUUUUCUUUCAGCAAGGAAAUCAUGGCUUCCUUAACGGAUUAUCUGAUAUUAUAUUCUUUAAAACACACUGCAAGUC